Molecule: messenger RNA, 3072 nt
Organism: Galendromus occidentalis (western predatory mite)
Lineage: Eukaryota; Metazoa; Arthropoda; Arachnida; Mesostigmata; Phytoseiidae
Exons: 19
Coding region: 247-3054 (935 amino acids)
Cellular component (GO): cytoplasm; membrane
Molecular function (GO): scavenger receptor activity
Source: RefSeq, a predicted model, not a curated record
ACGGGCGCGGGAGCGAAGCGAGAGGUUCUCUCCUCGGUCUGCUCGUAGAUGAAAUGCGUGGCCUGAUGGGUUCCACGGCUUUCUAAUGGACGGGUUAUCGCCGCCGUAUCGGUUCACGUUCCUAGUUUCGGCGAAGAGAGCCUUGUAGAUUAAUCCCGGAUAUACGCCUACAGGAGACUUUGACGACGAAUUCCAAUCGCGACCUGCUGGUUCUUGUGGUGGCUCUAUGCCCGAGACGGUCUGACAAUGGAAAUCUCACCGUGCAAGUUAUUUGUGGUGGUGCUCUUCAACCUUCUCGGCGUAGGCUUAUUGAUGGUCAGCCAAAAUACGUCCACGAUCGUCAGGAGUCUGGCUGCCGGGAAAGUCGUCCUGUCAGAGGGUUCUGAGGCGGCUCGCACUUUCGCAGAGCCUCCCGUUCCAACUCAUAUCAAGUUCUACUUUUUCGACUUGUCGAAUAUAGAUGAUUUCCUCAAGCAGGGUAAGAAGCCCAUCCUUCAAGAGAAAGGCCCAUACGUGUUCAGAAUUUCGUCGAGCAAGACGAUGACAUGGAACGAUUCGAAGAUAACCUACGAGCCUAAGAAGAGCUACGUUUUCGUCGAGUCGGAGUCUGAAGGCAAUCGCUUGAGUGACACCAUAACGACCGUCAAUCCGGGAGCGAUGACGGCUCUGAUGUUCGGUGCCGAAGGCAUCAAAAACACCUUCAAUACCGCAACCGUCGGGGAGUUUCUAUUCGAGGGCGUCGAAGCGGACGAUGGGGAAAAAUAUGGUUAUUACUAUAAUAAAAAUGGAUCAAUCGAAGGAACAUUCGAAGCUUCCACCGGGGGAGGAGGACAUAUCGAGGAUCUCAAUCAAAUCAUCACCGUCGAUGGGGAAUCAGAUCUGAUGUGCGAAAAAGUGCGCGGAACAAAUGGCGAAAGAUUCGCGCCCUUCUCCGUGCCCCCUCCAACCUUAACUUUCUACAGUCCAUCUUUGUGUCGACCCUGGAAUCUCCACUACGCCGAAGUCGUUACUGUCAACGAUCUGAAAUGUGUCCGUUAUUCUAGUGGACGCGACUUCUUCUCUCCGACAUUCGACGAGAAACUUGACAGGUGCCUUGCAGAGGAUCUGCCUGCAGAAGACGUCAACAUCCGGGGAGUUUUCAAUGCAGCCAAAUAUCUCGGGUCGCCCAUUCUACUCUCAUUGCCUCACUACCUCAACGCGGAUCCCAAACUCGGGGCCCCCAUAACGGGGCUGUCGCCAUCGGAUAAGAAGCAUAAUUUCUACAUGGAUGUGUACCCGGAACUCGGUUUUGUUCUCGAUAUGAGAAUCCGAGUCCAGGUGAAUUUCCGACUCAAGAAGACCCUUCUCUCGAGCCCCAUGGAAAUUAUCUACCCAAUCUUCUGGCAAGAAAUGAUGCUGCUCGAUGAAGACAGCAAGGAAGCUGCGUCGAUUGUCUACAAGAAAGUCAAAUUUUCGGAGACGGCUAUGUAUUGGACAACUUUGGUUCUCGGCGCCUUGUUGAUCUUGGCGGCAGAGAUCUUCCUCCUCAGUGGAAUAUGUUCGAAAGAUUCUUCAGACGAUUACGGGGCGGCAGACGACGCUUACGUGACUUACAGUUCUCGUAACGAUAGGAGCCGCGUCAACCUACGAUCGUUAGUGAUUUGCUGCAGUCUGUCGGGUGUUGGAUUACUGUUGGUGAGCCAAAACACCCCGGCAAUGGUCAGAUAUAUCGCAGCCAGGAAAGUCAUUUUAUCCGAAGGAUCCGAGGCAGCGAAAAGUUUCGGAGCACCUCCCCUUCCCUCUCAUCAGCGGAUCUACUUCUUCAACUUGAGGAAUAAGAAACAAGUUCUAGAAGGAGGCAAACCCAUUCUGCAGGAAAUGGGUCCAUACGUUUUCAGAAUCGAGUCCGAGAAGACACUCAGAUGGGAGGGAAACAAGAUCCUCUACGAGCCGAAGAUGACCUAUUUUUUCGAGGAGUCGGAAUCGGAGGGCAAGCUCAGCGAUGUAAUCACAACGCUCAAUCCCGGCUCAAUGACGUUCGCGAGCUUCGACCCAUCAAUCGUGGCAAAUAUUUUCGACACUGCGACUGUAGGGGAGUUUUUAUUUGACGGCGUGAAAUCGAGUGACGGGGGCGCCUACGGGUAUUAUAAAGGAGGUAAUGGAACGAGUGGAAAAACUACCGAAGCCUUCACCGGACAAGGAGGUCACAUCGAAGACCUGAAUCGCAUCGUCUCCUACGAUGGCGAAACGGGUCUGAAUUGCGAGAAGUUUCGCGGAACGAAUGGCGAAAGAUACCCUCCUUUUUCUAUUCCUCCGCCCAAAUUGACUUUCUUCAAUCCACUCUUAUGCCGACCCUGGGAUCUUCAUUAUACCGGACCGGUCAAAGUCGGUGAUUUGGAUUGUAUUCGGUAUUCGGCUGGUCCUGAUUUCUUUUCGCGCACAUUCAACGAGAAAUUGGACGAGUGUAUCGAGCUGGGUCUUCCAAAGGAAGAUGUCGGGAUUCGGGGGAUUUUCAAUGCUGUGAAAUGUCUUUAUACGCCUGUCAUGUAUUCUUUGCCUCAUUUUCUUAACGGGGACCCCGGACUCCGCCAGAACGUUUCCGGUUUGGAGCCUACGUCGGAUAAGCACAGCUUCUACAUGGAUGUCUACCCGGCAUUGGGCGUAGUACUAAACAUGAGAGCUCGACUCCAAGUGAAUUUCCGCCUCAAGAAGACAGGAGACGAUGCGGGGAAAUCGAAGCUGGAGGAAGUUAUCUAUCCGGUCUUUUGGCAGGAAAUCAUGUUGCUCAAAGCAAACAGCGAAAAAGCCGCAGCGAUGGCCUACAAGAAAGUCGUGCUCUCGGAGAAGGCAUUGUUCUGGACGAGCCUGACGUCCGGCUUCUUAUUGGUUUUCGCUGCUGAAGUCCUCCUCGUAAUUGGAAUCUGCUCGAAGACCUCAUCAGAUGAUUACAGGGUUGGUAAUGAUGCCUACGUCACGUAUUGCGCCGAGAACGAAAGGAGCCAGGUGAACAUGCGAAGGCGACGUCCCGAAAACGGUCGGAAUGCUUCGACCGACCACCGGAACGGCGUAGAAUAAAAGCACUGAUAUCUCCCA